Molecule: messenger RNA, 557 nt
Organism: Girardinichthys multiradiatus
Lineage: Eukaryota; Metazoa; Chordata; Actinopteri; Cyprinodontiformes; Goodeidae
Gene: cart2
Product: cocaine- and amphetamine-regulated transcript 2
Exons: 3
Coding region: 140-451 (103 amino acids)
Biological process (GO): cellular response to starvation; positive regulation of MAPK cascade; G protein-coupled receptor signaling pathway
Molecular function (GO): neuropeptide hormone activity
Source: RefSeq, a predicted model, not a curated record
GAGGGGGUCCAAAGAUGCCCCGCGGUGCGCAGCGCGCGGCAUUCAGCGCGUGAGACACAAAGCGGAGGACGCUGAAAUCAGCUCGCGGACUCUGAUCUUUAACUUUCCCGCGGUUUGUUUGUUGACUUGUUUUGUCGGCAUGUGGGCGCGAGCGGUCUUGUGCGCGGCGCUACUGUCGGUUCUGUUUCCGGCCGGCUCGACGGAAGCCGAGAGGGACGAGAGAGAAGUGCAGGACUACCGCUACAACUCCAACAGACUGCUCGGAGCUCUGCAUGAAGUUCUGGAGAAGCUCCAGACGAAGAGGAUCAAUCCCUGGGAGAAGAAGUACGGGCAGGUUCCCUCUUGCGACCUCGGAGAGCACUGCGCCAUCAGGAAAGGAUCUCGCAUUGGGAAGAUGUGCGACUGUCCCAGAGGAGCUUUCUGCAACUUAUUUCUGCUGAAGUGCUUAUGAGCCAAAACACACCGCCAGAGUAUAUUUUAAAAAUGUAAAGUCUUCAGACUCUCUGUAAGGAGCUUUCAGUGUGGAAUCAAUGCAUUAAAGAUGUUUUUGCUUUAAA